Molecule: messenger RNA, 2301 nt
Organism: Alternaria ethzedia
Lineage: Eukaryota; Fungi; Ascomycota; Dothideomycetes; Pleosporales; Pleosporaceae
Exons: 4
Coding region: 1-2301 (766 amino acids)
Source: RefSeq, a predicted model, not a curated record
AUGUACAAGCAGCUGCAGGCUCAGGAAGAUCCAAGUGGAGAUGCACGCAGGGUAGAAGGGCUCGUAAGGGCAGCAUCCACGAAUGCCCAGCGGUACAAUGUCUCUACAAUCGAAGGCAAAUCGGAUACACCAAACGCGAAGCGUCCAACCUACCAGCUGGCCAACGACAAGGCAUACCACGAUGACGAGUUUCUCCUACUGGCAAGACCGCUGGAGCCUGGCGCUCCCGUCCCUACGAAGAAGCGCUUCUUUACGGGUUGGCGCAUGGGCGCGCUCGCGUCGGCUACCUGCGCCAUAUUGGUGUUUAGCAUGAACCUCGCCGUCACAAUUUGGGUCUGGAAGAAUCCCGAUUACGAGCAUGAGGAUGGCGUUGGGACGUUAUUCCAAGGCAGUUGCUCUACUGUUCGGGAAUCGAACGUCUACAUCCACCUGGUUGUGAAUGUGCUUAGUACCUUACUGUUGUGCAGCUCCAACUACUGCCAACAGAUUCUUGCCGCGCCGAAUCGAGAAGAGCUGCGGCGUGCGCAUGCACGGCGAAACUGGCUGCAUAUCUGUGUUCCUAACCUCCGCAACCUAUGGCACGUUGGAUGGGAUCGCUCCGUGUUGUGGAUAUUGUUGUUUCUCUCGUCUGUACCGCUACAUUUGUUAUUCAACUCCGUUGUGUUCACAAAUCUGCAGGCAAACGAGUAUGCUGUCAUACCGACGACGCCUGAGUGGGUAAUGUCAACGCAAGACAUUUACGACACCUCUGGCUUCCUGAAUGUCAGCAUAAAUUCAACAGAAGCAAUAUCCUCAACGAUCAGGGACCAGUAUAGAUUCGACCCCUCUGAUGCGGUGGCGUUGAGAAAUGGCAGCACGACACCCAAAUACAGGAACGUCAGCACACCCGACUGUCUUGCAGCAUACGGCACGCAGUAUGUUUCAGCUGUUGGUAACUUGUAUUUGAUUCAGGAAAACCCAACGGUUCUGCGAGGCGCUGAUGACUGGGUUGGUCGACGGUAUCGGAAUGACUCUUUCGAAUGGGUACUCAAAACAGUAAUCACUAUGGAAGAAGACCGCAAGAAAGAUGAAUAUGUUAUCGAAGCUCCAAACCAAGAACUUCCGGUGACCACAUCCGCCACCUACGAAGAUCAUGUAUUGACUAGACGUGACUCAGGCGAUCCUGACGAUGAGACCGUCAUUCCACUCAAUCGAUCAGCGUGGCAGCCAUUCGAAGUACCCGUGGCCUACUGCACUAUCGAACAAGUCGAAGAGUUCUGCAAGCUGCAAUUUAGCUUUACUAUCGCGAUAGCGGUCAUCGUGGCCAACUUUGUCAAAGCGGUUUGUAUGAUACUUUUGCUUUGCCUGUAUUGGGAUCACGGCGCGCUUGUGACCAUAGGAGAUGCGAUCGCGGCAUUUCUCGAAGAUCCGGAUCCCGAAACCUACGGUCGUUGCCUACACACUAAACAAGACGUUGGUCUCCGAUGGAACUGGAACGAAUACGCUAGCAUAACGAAACUAGGACUCAGCAGUGAGCCCGCGAGGUUCACAAUGAGAAAAAGGAGAUACACCAUCAGUGCUGGGCUGGGUGGACUCUGCAUAGCACUUUCCUUGGAAGGCAUGCCGAAAGAUCCUGUAAAGCUAUGGAAGACAGGGUUUGCGACAGUCAACGGUAACAAUCUCAUGGACUUCAGCACAUCACUGAUUCCGGGCGUACUUUUGGCGAACACACCUCAACUGGUCCUCUCAUACUUGUAUAUCGCGCUAAACGCUCUCUACACAAGCAUGUUCGUGUCGGCGGAGUGGGCAAGCUACGUCAAAACACGGAAAUCGCUCCGCGUUACAUCGCCCACUGGCUUUCAACGCGACUCCUACUGGCUCAACGUACCCUUCCGCUAUGCCAUUCCUAUGACCAUCGUGUCAGGUCUCUUCCACUGGCUCGCAUCACAAAGCAUAUUCAAAGUGCAGAUCUCCAUCACAGACAUGCACACGCGCAAAGCCGCUAGCGAAGUCUCAACAUGUGGCUAUUCCCCCGUCGCGAUCAUCCUGACUACGGUCGUUGGUUUCACCAUCGCAGCUGGCGGUCUCGUCAUCAGCAGGUUCUGGUAUCCAGCUGGUAUACCUCUGGCUAGUAGCUGUUCUGCUGCUAUUAGCGCGGCGUGUCAUGCGCCGCCAGAAGAUGUGAACGCCAGUCUUUUACCGGUACAGUGGGGUGCUGUUACACAUGGGAAAGUGGGCGAGGGUGGGGAGGAGCCGAUCGGCCAUUGCUGUUUUACGAGCUUCCCGGUUGAGAUGCCUAUCCCGGGGCGGUUGUACGCAUGA